GCAGAUCUUUCAAAGAUGGGAAAUUCCAAUGAUUCUUUCCGUUUUGUCGAGCCCUGCUUUGGUCUCUGGUUUGAUGGUUGUACGUGCUAAAAAUCCGGUACAUUCCGUUUUGUUUCCCAUCCUAGUCUUUUGCGACACUUCUGGUUUACUUAUUUUGUUAGGUCUCGACUUCUCCGCUAUGAUCUUCCCAGUAGUUCAUAUAGGAGCUAUUGCCGUUUCAUUCCUAUUCGUGGUUAUGAUGUUCAAUAUUCAAAUAGCGGAGAUUCACGAAGAAGUAUUGCGCUAUUUACCAGUGAGUGGUAUUAUUGGACUGAUCUUUUGGUGGGAAAUGUUCUUCAUUUUAGAUAAUGAAACCAUUCCAUUACUACCAACCCACAGAAAUACGACCUCUCUGAAAUAUACGGUUUAUGCCGGAAAGGUACGAAGUUGGACUAAUUUGGAAACAUUGGGCAAUUUACUUUAUACCUACUAUUCCGUCUGGUUUUUGGUUUCUAGUCUGAUUUUAUUAGUAGCUAUGAUUGGGGCUAUAGUACUUACUAUGCAUAGGACUACAAAGGUGAAAAGACAGGAUGUAUUCCGACGAAAUGCCUUGGAUUCUAGGAGGACUACUAUUCAUAUUCAGAACAGAAGGUUCUUCUCCCACAAAGGGGAUGACGCACCUGUCCCCCCCGCUGAUCCGGAAUCCAUUUAAUCUGAUUUGGCAGAGAGAAUAGAAAGGAUUUAUAGGCGGGCCGGGGAGGAGCAAUCUUUAGUAGAAGCCGGGACUACGCCAAGGGAACUUGUAGAUAACGUCCUGCCAGAGGGGGCGGAGCUACCGCUUCUACAAGAAACCUGGGUUCAGUUUGUACGGGACGAGUCACACAGCGAGUUUUGGGUAGAGAUCGAUUCGAUAAUCUGCUAAGGAAAUAUGGGCACGCGGCGCGCGGUGAGCCCGACACCCCCGAUCCCGAUGCUCGAGCCUGAUGCCCCUCAAUCAGGAGGAGGCGACUCAGCGGGGAGCACGGGGGAAGAAAAUUGUCCGGGGGCGGGAAGGAAAGUAGGAACCUCCGAAGGCCCGCCCGAGUCAAGGAAGCGCAAAAGUUAUUCUGAUUCUGAUUCCGGGGGGGAUGAUGGGAGUGACCCUGCUCCGGAUCCUUCUCCUUUCUUUUGAUUUUGACUAAAAUGAGAGGUGGAGAAAUUGAGUUCUUUUGAGCAGCGUUGUCUGUAGUAGAGUAGCUUUUUUUUUUUUCUUUUACAGAAAGAAGGCGAGGCCCACCUGCCUUCUCUAGGUACUUUACUUGGAAAGGUGUCACCGCCUUCCUUCUUCUCUAGGUACUUUACUUGGAAAGGUAGGUGCGGGAAAGAAGAGCGGGUAUGUGGGCUUCUUUCAAUCGAAACUUUUUUGAAGCCGUCAAACUUUAUCGUUUCAUUAUAGAUGGAUCUAAAACAUUGCGUUGCAGAGUGGAGGCGUGAAGAAGGUUAAGAGAAGCAAGCCAAAGGAAAGAAAAAGCAACUUGAUACAAUAUUGAAGAUAAACACUCAGGAAAGCACUGGGUCAACUGACUCCACUAGCCAGCUUCUGCUUCAGAACUUACUUCAAAGAGGCUGACUUAGCACUUAGCAUAAUGCUUUUGUUCCGGUGCAUAAAAGUAAGUGAGCAGGUGGGUGAGUCCAAAGGUUUUUCCGAAGCGCGAAGGACUUGCAGUUCUAAAAUAGGAAGGGCUCUGUACUCAAAUCAAAGCAAAGUAGUAGUUUCAUAGGUCGUUGUGCUAGAGCUAAGAUUUAUAUGAAAGUGUGAGGGGAAGCCAUUUCCAGCUUCUACUUUCUGCGAACCGGGCUCAUUACCGGCCUACAGUAGCAUUCUACUGUGAGCUUUCUCACUGCGGAUCGCCUUGAUUCACUGAUCGUUGACAGCUACUCAGGAGAGGUUAUCCUUUGCCAGACUUUGUGUUGAGAUGAGUUCUCCGCUUCCCGAAAAGAUGAUUUUUGUCAAUCAGCGUAGAGUGGUGGAUUAUAAAGUGGUACAGUCCGAAUGGGUUGGUUCAAGCUAGCUGUUCUUACUGAACAGGUGUUUUAGCAUUCUUUUCGAAUUCGAAGUUGCGGGGUGCUUUGGCUUUUCAAAGUUCUCAAAGAGAAUAAAGUAAAGGCGCUACGCGUGGAUCGAAUUAAAGUAACGUAAGGUUUCGUAAGAAACAAUUGAAUAAGCGUAUCAAAGAGAAUGAGGUCUAGCACUCCGAAAUACCAUUGAGAAAGAGCAAUAGAACAAGGUUAGAAUAAGAUCUCCAAAAUGGUUGAUGACUCCCACAACUUGUCAGGCUGCAUUCCCGUGAAAUUGUUUUGGGACAAUUCCAGUUUUACUAUCUAUGCGGUAGCUCAGCCAAGUAAUCUGGUAUCUCACCAUUAAGACGGUUACCUAGCAAGUUCAGCUCUGUGAGGUUCUUGCAUCCUUUAAAUGAAUGUCUCUAGAAUACUCCCAGUCAGAUUGUUAUUGUGCAAUAUGAGUGACUGCAGAGAGUUGGCUUGACAUAUCUCGGCUGGGAUAGAAUAGAACCUGAGAGCUGGUUGGUUUCUGCAGAGAAACUAACAAGAUGCUGCAAUGGCAGCGCUGGCAGAGGCCCACGGAACAUGUUUUCUGCAAGAGAUAUGGAUCGAACACUCGCCCUGUUCCGUAUCCAAUCUGGAAUAUGACCCGUAAGUUUGUUCCCUUCAACGAAAAUUGUGGCAAUAGCUUCUAAAUCUGCAAGUUCUUCAGGGAUAGAGCCUGUGAAGGCAUUGAAGGGACGGACAGAUUUUUGAGCGUAAGCUUCUUGCAGUUACUAAGCUCUUUUGGUAUGCUCCCACUGAGCCCAGCACCUUUGCAAACAGCCGAGUUAGAUUGCCCAGCUCACCGACAGAUGUUGGCAGUUCAGCAUUGAAGUAGUUCUCUGAUAUAUAAAGUUCCUUCUUUUGAGACCACCAAUUGACCAAGGGAUGGUGCCUGUGAACUUGCAUCCGGGGAGUUGAAGAACUUUUAGCAGCUUCAGGUUACCAAUCUCUUCUGGAAUGCUUCCACUAAGACCAUUCUGUCUCUAAAUUAGCAAUUCCUUAUUUUCCAGUUGACCAAUCUCCCUAGGUAUUGGCCCCACCAAACUGUUUGAUGAGAGAUCAAGUGUCAACUGGUUCACCAACGCAGUUAUUCCCGGGAAUAUUUAUCCCGUGAGGUUAUUCUGGCUUGCAUCAAGGUGCUAGAGCCGAGACUGGUUACCAAAAGCAGCUGGUAUCGACCCGUUGAAUGUGUUCAUGUGAAGGUCCAGGAUAUCCUCGAGGAUGAAGGCCAGAUCACGCCCAAUUCGAUCCUUGAAAGACCCAUUGCACUACAGCGGCAGCUCGGGCUCGAGCAACGGCGGGAGAUAAGUCUUCUCUUCAUUCAGCAUUCAGUCUAUCUUCGGAAAGCAGCAAUAAUUGAUGCACGCAGACGAUGGUUAAAUGCUUUCUUGAUUUACUACUAAUAGGUGGUGUCUAGACGCUAGGAAAAAGUGAGGAUUAUAGCUUCUGCCCCAUAGACCAUUCGGAAAGGAGUCUGUCCCUUCGGUCUUAUAUGUUAGUAUAGGUUGGUUCUUCCGAAUGCACAUAAGACCACUGGUCACCCUCAAUCCUUAGCAUUGAACUUGACUGAUUUGGCUAAGAUCUGGGGAACUAGAGCAGUCCCCAGAGGGCACUACACAAGGCAGGAGAGGCAAUAGCGAAGCGAAGCCCUAGUUCAAUCGAGGAUGGAUUCAUUGAGUGGGCGAGGAAGAUGAUUGGUAUGGGAAGAUCGGUCUUUCACUAAUGGAGCAUCUCCACCCUAGCCUUGAAGUUGAACAUCCGGGGAUAUCUAAAUAUUGAACCAGUGAUUAAAAAGAAUGGCAAGACUGCGGUUGAAGUCCCAGCUGGAAAUCCAAAUUGCUCGAACACAAAAAAUCUAGACAAAGGAAAGAAACCUGGUUUGCAUAUUUUCGUAUAUGCCCAACUAAUCUAUCGCAUAGGAAGAUCGCCCCUGUAAGUUUAUUUCACACAUUAUGUUACUUUGUUUAUGGUGUGGAAAUAAAUAUCAAUAUUCUAACUUGCCGCUUUCUAUGGAUGCAUCCUCUACUCUAGUGCUUACCUGUCCUACUUUCUUUAAUUCAUUCCUAUUUCCUCUCCUGUACUUAUAUUUAUCUUGCCUGCGGCAGUUUUGUAAUCAAUUUCUACUAGGGAUAGGGAGCGUGAACUUUCUCUCAUCCAGUGAAUGAGUUACCUGAAGAUCGAUGGCAUAUAAAACGCCCUAAUUCAAUAUAAAAUCUGUUAUUUCACUUUCAAAAUGCCCCGUUCGCACUUGCUUGAGUGAGGCGCAAGCCGUUUUCUUGCUAGGCAAGAUAGGUCAACGGAUAGCUUGUUGGUUGAUACGGGACCCCUUCUCAACUUCAUGUGUUUUGUAACUGCCAUAAAGCAAGGCCAUAGUCCAACAUUCCAUCCUUUUCCACCGCUGUAUUGGCUUCUGCUUCUCUUCCUUUUGCCGAGGAAGAUCUGCUUCUCUUGCAUCCUCCAGUCUUAAAUUCCUAUCCGUACUAGACUAGACCUUCCCUUAGCCAUCAACCUACCGAACCCAGGAAUGAGAUCCACAAGGAAAGAGAUUGGCAGAAAUCCAGAAAGAAUGAUGCACAAGAAAUGGUUAGAACCUCGAGAAUAGAUGCGAAUAGCAGCUCAGAUCAGAUCCGAGAUGGAGCAGCAAUAAAGCAAAGAGGAGCAGAAAGGUUCGAAUCGAAUCGCAAGCAGCUGACUAGAGAGAGAUGAGUUGAGAAAUAAAGACUAUCCAAAUAUUGGAUAAGUUGUUUCGUAAUUCAUCUUUGUCAUUGACUUCGGCCUCUCAUUUAUCCUUAUUUGGUAGCUGAGAAGUGAAGCACAACAAAGUUUUAAUAGAUCUCUUCCUGUCAUUCAAUAACCAUCCUUUAUUUUUGCAGUAUAGAGAAGUGAUUAGCCGGUGCCCAGGAUAAGGUAGUGGAACUGGUGCGUAUCAGGUUUGGCAUUAGCUCUUUUGAAUAAUAGAGCUGAGCAGCUAAGAACAGAUAGCAAUCUGGAACAGCUCUGAAAUGCAAAUAAAAUGAUGAUUGGUCCUAGCUUAUGGGUUGCGAUAAGACAGUUUCGAAGGUUCUAGCCAUCUCAAGGAAGUAUAUAAGUAGCUAUCGGCACCUUUUGAAGAAGGAGGCUCGGUAGCAGAGAUGUUGAGUAAAGUCUAGAUGACACGAACCCUAGCAGAUCUGCUAUAGCAAAGUGGUAAGUUACCAGCGGUGUCGAUAGAAUAGAAGAGAAGCAUCAGAGCGAGCGUUAUAGAUCAGUCAGCAUUAGCGACAUCAAUUCUGCUACAGUUUUGUUAAAGAAAGGUGAAUACAUUCUAAAAAGUCUAAAACUCAUCUUAUUUCUUAAAGAGCAUAUAACAACAAACGAUUUCACUUACAAGGGGGUGCAGCUGCAGGAACUGGGUGCUGUGCCGCCCGCUGCCUACUUAAUGUUUCGCUUGCCUUCUACACUUCUGCAAUGGGAGUCACCACAUGAGAUGCUAUUUUUCACCUUUCGCUAUUAUUCGCUCUUGCGUGUCUUUGGAGCCCGAUCUUUCCCUUGCUUACGCCCCUAGAAACUCCGUGAAAAAACCACCUCGUUUUUCCAUAAAUAAAGGAUUCCUAAUAAAGUUUUUACAUAUCAUAUCCCAGCGGUAUUUUUUUAAUAAUUUUUGCAUAAAUAAAGUAUAAUUUCCACAAAAUAACACUUUUAGGCGCCCACUUGAAAUUCAACUUAACGUUGGACGUUGACCAGGCCCUCUCUAUUGCCAGAAUUGGGGACUGGCUCUUCUCCACAACUAGAAAACACAGAACUGCCAGAGGUUUGGUCAUAACCAGCACGCACCCUCGCCAAUUUCGUUCUAAGCUCAAUCCAAGAUUGUGAUCGGGUUGCCUUUCGAUAUAACUUGGUUCAAGCUUGGAUCCAGUGGAUAGAUACUUUAAACGAUGGUAGGAACGGGAGCUACCCUGGAUCACUUGAGGAAGUAAGAACGCAAGUCUCUCAGUUGAAAUUAGAUCGUUCCAGGAUAAUAGCUGAAGCGGCUGAGAACUCCCAAAGAGAAGAGAACCAGCUUAAGGAGCAGGUAUCCGGAGUAUCAGCAAGCUAUAAAUAGCUUUAGGAUUGUAUGAAUAGAGUUGAGGAUCAAGUAUCCCUCAUAUUUAGAUCCCCCGUUGGGAAAAGCCCCUUUUUUAAAUCCUUUCACGCUUUCCCUUUGCCGAAGGCCGGCCUCUUUAGUUCCUACGUUUUCGGAAAAGAAGGUGAGACGCUAGCUAGCAACGGGAAAAAACGAGUAGUUAAAGAUGUGAAUGUAAGACUACUCGAAAGUACUUCCAUUUUUAUUAUAUUAUAUAGUUUCUAAUAGAGAGUACAGUUGUAUCUAUGUGCGAAACGACGAAAGAAAGAUGGAAGGCCCAAAGAGCUCUACAGUAGUGCCCCGGAAUGGGGUCGUAGAGCCGGUAACCCACUCUGUUUAGUAUUUUGAUUUCGUUCAAGGUGUUGCUCUGUCAAAUAGAGAUUGUGUGGGUGUUCAGUCUACCACUCAUGUUCACGUUCUACAAAUCUAAGGGAGUGCUCCUAGACUGGACGACUUCCCGUAAAUAACCUAGUUCAUGUUCCUUUGAAAGAAAUAAAAUGAAAGCUUUUGAAGCGAAGAUGUCAACGCGGUGCUAGGUUUGCGCCGGCCACGAUUAUUUAUAAGUAUAUUGGAAAGAAGAGUGACUAGGCUACGGUCUAACUUUUUCUUCCUAGCGGAGUUCAAUACGAAAAUAAAGGCGCUCCGCGUUGGGAAUGGCGUACGUAGUACGGGUGGUAUUUCCGGUAUAACUGAUCAGGGUUGUUCUGAAAGCAAGUCAAUUGGUGCUUUGGAAAGUGAGUGCCAGAGGCUAGUCACUGCUUGGUUUACAGAAGGGAAGGAAGAAAGAGAUACCGAAGCAGAUUCAGUAUAGAAAAGAAGAAAUUGAUACCAUUCAUUCCAGCUUAUUUGAUACCCACUUAAAGUUUCUAUCAAACCAUGUCUUUUUCUUCGAACGUCAAUCUCGUAGGAAUUUAGAUUGGAAGUGUGGUAUUGAAGGGCGAAGCCUUUACUCUUUUACUUGUUUCUUUGAAUAUAAUAUAACAUAGUAUUGACUACGCACUUCGAAAGAUAAUGGUGUAUUCCGAGGAUCAGUCCGUUUUUUAUUGAAUUCGCAAAUUGAUAGAUCUGGAUGAUUAAAAGAAUGAUUCUUCCCUGGGUAUUUCCCCGCUACCAUUAUGGAAAUUGGAGCUUUUCAAUUCCAUUUUGGAGAUGCUCGUAACGAUUUUUUUCUUUUGGGUGGGCAAGAAAAGGAUUUGACUCUUGAAGAUAUCAACUCAUACGCCUGCUCCAUACAUUAAAAAACAUUUUGGGUACUUUCUAUUAGAAUGGAUAAAUAGAAAUGGGUACAUUCCUCUUUCUCUUUCCUGGCCAAACUACCAAAAAAAA
This is a messenger RNA of Zea mays, 7492 nucleotides long. RefSeq names its product NADH-ubiquinone oxidoreductase chain 6. Gene Ontology annotation, molecular function: NADH dehydrogenase (ubiquinone) activity. The transcript has a single exon. The record is from RefSeq and is a predicted model, not a curated record. Lineage: Eukaryota; Viridiplantae; Streptophyta; Magnoliopsida; Poales; Poaceae. The coding region runs from base 29 to 691 and encodes 220 amino acids.